GACACCAGACAUACAUCGUUUGUUGCCCCUCUAGAGGAAACAGGGAGUGGAUAGUUACACGACAGGUUUUUGUUUGUUACGGUGGCAGCAUUGAAACGGAAUAUCUCGAGUGGUACCUUACUCUGACCUUUAUGUGAGGUCUAAGCCCUAAAGGAACGGGUCAUAGACGGGAGGAGAGACUCGGAGAGAAGCAUCUGGCCACAGAAGCCUGGAUACGUGUUUUUAUUUUUUAUUCAGUCCCUGAAACACACAACCACAACCAAGCAGUUUUCCAGCAAGCAGCAAGGACCAUGGAGGCCAUUGCCAAAUACGAUUUUAAAGCAACCGCUGAUGAUGAGCUUAGUUUCAAGCGUGGAGAAAUCCUUAAAGUAUUAAAUGAAGAGUGUGAUCAGAACUGGUACAAGGCAGAGCUAAAUGGAAAAGACGGUUUCAUCCCCAAGAAUUACAUAGAGAUGAAAGCCCAUCCGUGGUUCUUCGGGAAGAUUCCCCGCGCCAAAGCAGAGGAGAUGCUAAACAAACAGAGGCACGAUGGGGCCUUCCUCAUCAGAGAGAGCGAGAGUGCACCAGGGGACUUCUCCCUCUCUGUGAAGUUUGGAAAUGACGUCCAGCACUUCAAGGUUCUUCGCGAUGGGGCUGGAAAGUAUUUCCUAUGGGUGGUGAAGUUUAACUCCCUCAACGAGCUGGUGGAUUACCACCGCUCCACCUCAGUCUCCCGCAAUCAGCAAAUCUUUCUGCGAGACAUAGAGCAGGUCCCCCAGCAUCCCACGUACGUGCAGGCGCUCUUUGACUUUGACCCCCAGGAGGAAGGAGAGCUGGGUUUCCGACGCGGCGACUUCAUCCAAGUCCUCGACAACUCUGACCCCAACUGGUGGAAAGGAGGCUGCCACGGCCAAACGGGCAUGUUCCCCCGCAACUACGUCACGCCUGUCAAUCGGAACAUGUAAACAGUCAGACCAUGUAAACAAGAACAACAACCACAACACAGCAACCAUCACCACCACCACCACAACCACAACCACCAUCAUCAU
Seriola dumerili (greater amberjack) is the source of this 1028-nucleotide messenger RNA. It is a transcript of the gene grb2b, whose product is annotated as growth factor receptor bound protein 2. Bases 291 to 944 code for a protein of 217 amino acids. Gene Ontology annotation, molecular function: protein binding. The transcript has 6 exons. The record is from RefSeq and is a predicted model, not a curated record. NCBI's taxonomy places the organism in Eukaryota, Metazoa, Chordata, Actinopteri, Carangiformes, Carangidae.